AUGGCUGAUACUGCUGUAGACCAACCUGUCAAACCCGCUGAAAAUGAAGAGACUAAUAAUGCACAAGUGAAUGGCGGCACUAAUGCCGAAGAUGCUGAAAAAUCAUCAAAUCCUGAACCAAUGGAAAUGAACGUUGCAUCAUCACAACAAAAUGGUGGUACAACGCCGGCCGAAAAUGUUGGCGCAAAAGAUGAAGGAGCGUCUCAGGGCACAUUAACCCAAUCGCAAGGUGAAAACACGACAAAUGCUGCUGCACCGACAGCAAAAGUAUCGGCAACUCCAAACACAGGUUCUCAACAACAAUCAUCCGGUAAUGAUGAACCAGUUAAACCGGCGGGUAAACCAGAAUUAUCAACACUGCCAACACGAGCCUACUUAGAUCAAACUGUUGUUCCAAUAUUAUUGCAAGGUAUGAGUCAAUUAGCUCGUGAACGUCCGAAUAAACCAAUCGAAUUUUUGGCGUUAUAUUUAACUCAAAAUAAAGAAAAGUAUGGUGAAUAG
Messenger RNA from Didymodactylos carnosus, 501 nucleotides. The record is from the annotation of a GenBank genome assembly. Lineage: Eukaryota; Metazoa; Rotifera; Eurotatoria; Philodinida; Philodinidae.